This is a messenger RNA of Labeo rohita (rohu), 2371 nucleotides long. RefSeq names its product interferon gamma receptor 1 (gene ifngr1). Lineage: Eukaryota; Metazoa; Chordata; Actinopteri; Cypriniformes; Cyprinidae. The record is from RefSeq and is a predicted model, not a curated record. Gene Ontology annotation, molecular function: protein binding.
GUUAUCUGAACGGAAAAGUCUUUCACUACACUUGGACAACAGUAACUUCGCCAGGCUUAACAUUUUUUACUGGACGAGAAAACAUGCUGGCAAUAAUGCAGAUACAGGUCUAUAUCAGUGUCACUGUCUUGAUCCUGAUGCAAAAAUCCGCCUCAGAGGCUGUGAGUCUCCCGUCUCCUGCUAACGUGUCUAUUCAGUGUGACAGCUAUGGAGCUGAAGUUCGAUGGAAAUAUCCUGAUCUCAGUCAAGACAUACAAUUCCAGGUGGAGGUGAACGAUGAACUCAAAAAGAACUCUAAUAUUACACAAAAGCGUACAAAUCUGCAUUUAAACAUAUCCAGUAUGAUGUUCAAUGCACAGUUCAACCGCUACUAUGUCACUGUGAUGGCCGUGCGAGGAGGAGAGAAGUCAAAGCCGACCACAUCAAAGAUCUUCAGCUAUAAUGAAAAUUCUGCCAACGAAAUUAAGUGUUAUUUGGAUUUUCCAGAGGUUGAACUUUCUCCCAAAGAUGGCAAACUUCACGUCCAGUUCGCCAACCCUCUUCAGCUGUACAGAAACUCGCCGGCUCUGCGCAACCUCAACGAUAAUCUGAAAUACUGCAUUGAAACAGAGGAGGAGGAGAAUGAAACCUGUGGAAGGUGUGACAUAACGCAAAAAAUAUGUGAGAAGUCCAUUGUGUUUUCUGGGCACAGAGGUGAAUACUGCAUCAGUCUGACUGGAACAGCUGGACAGAGGAAAUUCAAUGAAAAAAGCAGCUGUUUCACAGGAGACAUAAGAAGCUAUCCAUCAAUCACAGUGUAUUUGUAUCCAGUGCUGGGUGUCGUUUUAACGCUGCUGUUCAUAACCGCCAUCAUUAUGCUGCUAGUGACAAAGGACAAGGCAACAAUUAAGAAGCAAGUUUCCGAUAUGAUGGAAGCUAUGGGUUUUUGGAAAUUGGUUUGGCCGAAUAUCAAUCCACCGCCCCUGUUGCCUCCAGACCGGGAAAAAAUGGACAGCAAUGUGUAUAUGGAGCCAAUGAUUUCCCCUGAAGAACAAAAGGUCUAUGAGAUAACCGACAAUGCAACGGCGUACUCUGAUACCAAGGAUAUAGGAAGCGGAAACUCAGAAUUUAAAAACUACGGGGCUAAUGACCUUGUUGAUGAUGAGCCGUACAACCUGUCAGAGGGUUACGACUGUCCACAUGCUCCCAGACAGGAGAUGAGUUCUGGAGAUAUGGUAGGCUAUGGACCUAAACUGCUUUUUAGAGCUCUAGAAGGUUAAGGAAAGUACCAUAAAGACAGGAAAAGUCCUGAGACCUGUCGCCUGGAUGUGUUUUGGGAACACGAUGGGGGAUGGGACUGUUGUACAAAUACAAGCCCUCACAUGACAUCAUGAAAUGGAAUUCCCCCAGGUUUUCCGGUUCGUGGCACAGUGGAAGAACGUGUUUGGCAUUUGUCUUCAUCACGGCACUCCUUUUAUUUGAACCGAAACUCCUCAUACACUAGCUCAGGGGAUUAUUUUUAUUCUCCUUCUUAUCUGGUUCAUAACUACUUAUAUAUUACUAUAUACUGUAGUUUUAUCUUCUAUUCGGACAGCCUUAUCUUGUGGCCUUUGAACAAAGUUUUACAAUGUCUUUUACAACUGCUGCUCAGGUCAUGUAAGUCGGGUCUUUGGAUUUGCGUUUUUGCGCAUUUACUGGCAUUAUAAAACAAUUACUGUAUUUUAUGUGCUUCUGUUGGAAACCUCAACACCAAACACCAAACAGAUCUUUGCCUGGCUUUGUUAAGAAAUACUACUACAGCGCAAAAAAAUAAUUUUUUGUUACAUUUUUGGCCGUAGCUCAUACAAUUUUUGUCACAGACUCAAAAAUCGUUGCGAUUCUUGAGUCAAGACGAACAAAAGCAGAUUUUUCGUACGAAGUCCGGUUUUUCCGCAAAACGGCAUUUUAUCCAAAACCAACUUUUGCGAACUAGUCCUAGGUUUUUUGCCAGAUUGGAAUCAAACCAAUGCUGAAAUAUUGCCUUGACAAUGAAUAUCAAUAAUUAUAAAAAAAAGUUUACAUUUUGACUCACAGUCGCAUAGGAACGACAAAACGUUAUAUGCUAACGUUAGCCAAUUGCUACAUGUAGCUAUAACUCUUGAACGGAAUGAGAUAUCUUCAGCAAACUCGGUACACAUGUGUAUAAGCUUAAUCUUUGGUCAAAUAAAAAAAUUGCACAGCUCUGCCACUUGGUGCCGCUAUAAGAUAGAAAAAACAUAAAAAUGACUAUAACUAUGCAAUCGUACGAUCGACUUGAAAAUUGGUAUGCAGUCUCUUUGCCCGAAGUGUCACAAGUGUCUAUAAGGACAUUGGCGUAUCUCAAAAAACAUGGUCGCCAUUAGCCAAUGAAGUU